CCCAAAAGAUGCUUCAGCUUCAGCUUCUUUUCCCACCAUGGCUUGCCUCACUCCUGGAGUUCUCUCCAACCUUCUCAAUAUCGCCGCCGGAAACUCACUUUCUUCGCCGCCAUUAUUGUCCUCACACCGGUCACCACUCCUCCAAGUCAUAGAAAUCGUUCCUUGUCUCUCUGACGACCAAUGGCGUAGCGAAGCAUUCUUCGUCAAAGUCUCUGACUCUCUCCACGCCGCUUACGUCGCCGUUUCCGCCGGAGAUGACGCUGAUCUGAUACGUUCCGAUGAAAUUCAGCUAGGGCAGUUUGUUUACAUAUGCGGUGGUUUACACGUUGAGAAAGGAUGUCCUGUUCCUGUAAUCCGUGGAUUGAAACCAGUCCCUAAGCGGAGGAUGUGUGUUGGAAACCCUAGCGAUCUUUUUUCUAGCGAUUUGCUGCAUUCUUUUACUCAGGUCUCUGUUUCGCCGACGGCCAAGAAGAAGAAGAAUCUUGUUAAAACAAGGAGAUUGAGUUUGGAUUCCGCGAGAAGGAGUUGUUGGGAUCAAACUCCUCCGGUGACUCGUCGUCGUGACGCCGCAAUGCUUCUUUCUUCACCACGUCCUAAAUCCAAAUUGGUCUUGAGUGAUAAGAAUCUGCUAAAGAAUGAAUUGCCAUCAAAGAACUUUAACUGCAACACCCCUGCUUUAAGAAACAGGAAUGUGGAUAAGCCUGCAUCACCUAUAUCAAUGGCCAAUUCUCCAAAAGAUGGUAUCAAGUCACCUAUACCAAAGCACCUUAACAGCGAAACCCCUGCUUUAAGAGGCAGAUAUGUGGUGAAGCCUGCAUCACCUAUAUCUAUAGCUAGUUCUCCGAAAGAUGGUAUCAAGUUAUUGUCAAAGGCAGUGGCUCCUCCUGUUGCGCUUUUUAAGGUGCCUUCUAGUCACAUGACUUGGUCUGAUCAAAGAAUCUCAUGGAGUGGACUCCCAAAAACCAUUCAAUUGCUCGGAAAGGAAGUUUCAUCACAUAGGCAAGUAGCAGUUUCGGCAGCAGUAAGCGCACUGGAGGAAGCAUCUGCCAUGGAGUCUGUUCUACUCAGUUUGCAGGAAUUUGCCGAGCUCUGUGAUUCUACUAAGAAAUUAUCUGCAGGACAAGUAGUGAGCCGUUUCUUAGACAUCUACCACAGUACACAGAAUACAUGCAAAGCUGUCCAUCGGUUGCUUACUCAAAAUCGAAACAACGGCUCACGUAGAUUAGUAGUAAACAAAAAUGCAGCAUCUUGGGUUCAAACUGCCGUAGUGACCAAUUUUUCUCAGUUCAACUUAUUCAAAGAGCCUGGAAAGAAAGAAGAUGCUGCUGAUCAUCACUACAUUGUUAUACAGAAAUCAUCCGAGAAACUGAACCCCAAGGAGACAACAAGUUCAAGAACCCCAUCUCACAAAGGCGCAAAACCGCCUGCAACUAAACAUCGUUCUGUUUUAGACCGAGGUAGCUUCGAAGGUAAAAGCAGUCUGAAUGAGUCAGUGAGUCUAGCGGACGAGUUAGUCCACGUUUCCAGCCAAUGGUUCUUGAAAUAUUUGGAGAAUUCAGUGAACAAAGGGUCUUUCUUGGUGAAGAAGGAAGAAACAAAUGGAAAAGAGUCUCUUCUCGUCCACCUUAAAGCCGUAAACCAUUGGCUUGAUGAUCUCAUCUUAAACCGAAUGGAAACCAACGAGAAAGUCGAAGAUAUAAGAAAGAAGCUGCAACGGUUUCUACUUGAGCAUAUUGAAUCUGCCAUUAGGGAAGUUACAAUUUGAAAAGAAAGAUUGAAAUUUCCU
Messenger RNA from Arabidopsis arenosa, 1786 nucleotides. NCBI's taxonomy places the organism in Eukaryota, Viridiplantae, Streptophyta, Magnoliopsida, Brassicales, Brassicaceae. The record is from the annotation of a GenBank genome assembly.